Nicotiana tabacum (common tobacco) is the source of this 804-nucleotide messenger RNA. RefSeq names its product acid phosphatase 1-like. The record is from RefSeq and is a predicted model, not a curated record. Gene Ontology annotation, molecular function: acid phosphatase activity. Lineage: Eukaryota; Viridiplantae; Streptophyta; Magnoliopsida; Solanales; Solanaceae.
AUGAAGUCUUUCAAGACUUUGUUUUUCUUUCUUUCAACUAUAGUAGCUGUAACAGUGGCCUCUACUUCCCAUAAUGUAGAGUUCACAAGCCAAGUAGUAGAAAUUCACUGUCUAAGGCUGCAGACUGGCGCUGCUGGUUAUCGUGUCCCACAAUUGGACUGUCUUAGCUGGCGUCUUGCUGUGGAGACUAACAACCUCCAAAAUUGGAAAUUGGUGCCAAGCGCAUGCGAAAACUAUAUAGGUCAUUACAUAUUAGGAAAACAAUAUCGUCAUGACUGUGAGGCUGUGGCCAAUGCAGCAAUUGAGUAUGCCAAGAGUGUCAAACUUGGCGGAGAUGGAAAGGAUGUUUGGGUAUUUGAUAUUGAUGAGACCACUCUCUCCAAUCUUCCUUACUACGCUCGAUCUGAUGUAGCUUUUGGGGCUAUACCUUACAACAAUACAAAGUUUAAUGCAUGGGUGGCCGAGGGGAAAGCACCUGCCAUUCCUUCUAUACUUGGAGUAUAUAAAACAGUGCUGUCUCUCGGGAUCAAGACUGUUUUCAUAACAGGGACUCGAGAGUCUUUCAGAAAAGUAAGAAUUACUAAUCUCAAGAAAGCUGGUUACACUAAUUGGGCAAAGCUCAUACUAAAGGGAGAAAAUGAUACGAGAAGCGCAGUGGAGUAUAAAUCAAGCAAGAGAAGAGAGCUAGUGAAAGCUGGAUAUAGAAUUAUUGGUAACAUUGGAGAUCAAUGGAGUGAUCUGAUUGGAGACAACCUGGGCGCUCGUACUUUCAAAGUCCCUGACCCUUUGUACUACAUUGGUUGA